UGGCAGCUCUAAUUGCUAAUUGUGCCAAAAAUAAAAAAAAAUAAAAGGAAAAACGCCCGUUCUUUUAUAUUUGCCAUAUUGUUAUUCAAGAAAAAUCGUAGAAGAAUCAAAUAAGUUGAACUACAUUUAUAAAACAGCGGUGCUGUGGUCAUUUACACAUUAACUAUAAAAUUCAAGCAAAAUUUGGGAUUUUUAAGAAAAAACACGUAAAGAUAUCUUCUUCCGUCCCAGGAUUAUCGUUUUGCCGCCUAUUGUGUAGAAGCGACAUGUAAAGUCAUCUCAAUACUAAAAAGGAAUAUAAUGCCGAACAUACGGGACAGCAAUAGUUCAGCGCCUGAAUUUCCUAGUGAAGGGUGGAUAGGAACCUUACUCGUUUUGGCGCUUGGAGGUUUACAACAAUUAAAGUUGAUUUGCCAGCAACGAUACAAAUGAAUCAGCCUUUGCCGUUACGCCAGGAGCACUUGCUGACGCAGGAAAUAUUCAUUGUGAUUGAAAUGCCAAAAUAUAAUUCUUUUUCAGGGCACAGACAAUUUUUGAGAGCGAAAAUUACGUUUAUAUGGCGGAAAAUAGGAGAGAUGUGAAUUUUGUUACACGCACAUUCGAUCGCAGUCCGUCUAAAAGCCAGUAUUUGGUAGGGGUUAUCGACGACGGCACUUCUACUGUCUCUUUCUCUAUAUAUACUACACCCGACUUUAAGGAAAUUGCUUCUCAUCAAUUGAGUAUACCGAUGAUCUCUCCUAAGCCGGGUUGGUACGAACAAGAUGCCAUGGCCGUUAUCAACAACAUGUACCGUUGCAUUGAAAUAACAAUGAGUAUGUUGGCGUCUUUGGGAUAUAAAAAGGAAGACUUGGUUACCAUUGGCAUCACAAAUCAACGGGAAACCACCAUUAUGUGGGACGCUAUUACCGGCAAACCGUUGCACAAUGCCAUUGUCUGGAAUGAUAUACGCACAAGUUCCACCGUUGAUCAGAUAGUGGUGCAUAUACCUGAUAAAAAUAUAAAUCAUUUUAAGGAUAAAUGCGGCCUACCAAUAUCACCAUAUUUUCCGGCCUUAAAAAUACGCUGGCUCAUGGAGAAUGUGCCCGCUAUACAAAGAGCAUGUCGAGAAAAACGUUGCAAAGCUGGCACUAUUGACAGUUGGAUAAUUUGGCACUUAACCAAGGGUGGACUACACAUAACCGACGUAACAAAUGCUUCACGUACUCUGCUUAUGAAUAUUUCAACUUUACAGUGGGAUCAUACGUUACUUAAAGCUUUCUUUAUAGAGAUUGAAAUGCUACCUCAAAUACGUAGCUCUUCCGAAAUAUAUGGUAUCGUUACCGAUGAGCGCACCUCGUUGCUUGGUGUAAAGAUAAGCGGAAUAUUGGGCAAUCAGCAAGCGUCAUUACUGGGUCAAAUGUGCAUAAAGCCCGGUCAGGCCAAAAAUACUUAUCGAGCGGGUUGCUUUCUAUUGUGCAAUACCGGUCACGUACCCGUUAUAUCAAGGCAUGGUUUGUUAACAACCGUUGCUUACAAGUUGGGAUCAAAUAAUCCCGCCACGUAUGCUUUGGAGGGCGCGGUAGCGGUAGCUGGUCAUGCUUUGGAGUGGUUAGAGCACCAAGUUCGCAUUUUGCCCAGACUUGAAGACGCUGAAAAAUAUGCUGCAGCUGUACCUACAACCGGAGAUGUAUACUUUGUGCCCGCUUUUACAGGUUUGUAUGCGCCAUAUUGGCGAAAAGAUGCUCGGGGCCUAAUAGUCGGCCUUACUCAGUUUUCUACUAAACAUCACAUUAUAAGAGCCGCUUUAGAAGCAAUAUGUUUCCAAACACGUGAUAUAUUAGAGAUCAUGUAUAAGGAAACAGAGCAAGAAAUUGAUAAAUUACAUGCCGAUGGUCAGCUAUCCAAAAACAAUCUGUUAAUGCAGUUACAAGCGGAUACUGUUGGCAUUCCAGUAUUUCGUUCCCAACUGUUCGAUUGUGCACCUUUUGGUGUUGCCAUGUGUGCUGCACAGGCGCACGGUAUAGAUCUUUGUCGCUUCGAUCCAGAUAAAAAGGAGUAUUUUAACGUCUUUUAUGAUCAAUUCAUGCCAGCAAGUACAGAUGAGGAGCGAAAACAUCGAUACGGCAAAUGGAAAAGGGCUGUACAACGCAGUUUUGAUUGGGCCGUUCCCACAAAGCUGAAUGUUGGCCCUGAUAUAAGCCGCCCCACUAAGAUAUAUGUUAUGCCGCUUAGUUUAUUCUUCUUGAUCUCUUUUGCCAUGAUUAUUCAUUCAUGGAAAUAGCAUAUAAUCUCAGUUAAUUGAAAAAAAGAAGAAAAAAAAACCAAAAAGACGUAAUUAUAUUAGGUGGUUGCAUGUAUUUUGAUAGUA
This is a messenger RNA of Glossina fuscipes, 2347 nucleotides long. RefSeq names its product glycerol kinase-like. Lineage: Eukaryota; Metazoa; Arthropoda; Insecta; Diptera; Glossinidae. Bases 557 to 2260 code for a protein of 567 amino acids. Gene Ontology annotation, biological process: triglyceride metabolic process; glycerol metabolic process; glycerol-3-phosphate biosynthetic process. The transcript has 5 exons. Gene Ontology annotation, cellular component: mitochondrion. Gene Ontology annotation, molecular function: glycerol kinase activity. The record is from RefSeq and is a predicted model, not a curated record.